AGAGAUAUUUUUCAGUAUGCUGAGCAAUCGAUUGAUCGCGAGACUAGUUCCUUCGUGGGACACGUGCAUCGAGGCUUUGUUCAAUUCACAUCUGCCAAUCAAGUUUGCUUUCACUGGACGACUUUCCUUACACGAUGUCACUCGAGAUGGAUUUUACGUUCUUCGGAGGAACGUUUGCAAAUUUCCAACAUUAGAUGAGAUUUUUCAUUUCAAGUUUUGCCCCUUGGAACCCAUUUACGUGGUGAAUUGUACCCGGCCUCGUAAAUCGAUUAUCGAAGAAAAACUAGAAGAAAAUCUAUCAAGUGUACAAGGUGAAAUAUCUUUUUCCUCAUCCGUUUUAUCCGAUUGUGGCAGAAUAAAUUUCUGUUCAGAUAGCAGCGAGAGUAGUCUGCGGAAUGUUAGUCGGCAAGAAAUCUUCUUAUCGAAUGAAAUCGGGAAUCUGAGGAUGGAUACGAAAUUUGCUCAUCUUCAAUGCGAUCCUUGUCUUAAUGAUUAUUUAGAGUUGUUCAAGUGCAAGCUUAUCGCUGCAGAGUCAAAAGAUGUAGCAUUGAAAAGUGAAGAAGGAUUGGUAAAUAUUAGCUACGUUGCUUCUCGCGUCAAGAUGUUGGCGAAAUUCGUGGCUCAACAACUGUCAGGACCGGAUCCAUUAAUCAGGUGUAUAGAUCAUCAAUUGGAGAUUCAUUUGAGGGAAAUCAUGAAUACUAUUGAAAGAAGCGUGAUACCGUUAGGAAUGUUACGCGUUGGUUCUUUCUUGGAAAGAGCGUUGCUUUUCAAAGUAAUGGCUGAUAGGAUACAUUUGCCAGCUGCAUUGGUGCGAGGAGAGUAUGGCGGAGCUUGGAUCGAGGUAGCACUAGCGGUAGCAGUACCAGCUGAGAAGACGAGAAGCACGAUCGAAGAAGAUUCGUAUAAAAGUAAUCUAGAAAAGGGUACAUCCUGUUCAGAAAUGAUCACCUUGCAAGACUCUGUACUGCAAUUGAUAAACGAACAGAAAGUUUCAGAGAGCAUCGAUUCAAUUUCCAUGGAACAGUGGUUCACGAUUUACCCAAAGAAACUGUUGAAACCGAAUUUCAUCGUCGACCUGAUGAAUAAACCUGGAGAUCUGAUUCCAAUAGACAGUCGUAAAGCAAAAUUAUACCGUGAGAAACAAUUAGUGUGCGAUACAGUGUGCUACGAUCAAUGAGACGACUGUUUAAUAGCUUUAUUUCUUAGAUAUAUCUUAUAUGUAUAUGUAUAUACCGAUAUAUCGGUAGUUGGAAAAUCCGUAUCUAGCUAUGUGACUUUUACUUUCUUUGGACUCUGUAGAAAAUCGUAAAUCGUAACUUACAUCUAAAUGCCUUAAUAAUAAAACGCAAACAAUUAUUUACAA
Osmia bicornis bicornis is the source of this 1366-nucleotide messenger RNA. RefSeq lists its product as uncharacterized. Lineage: Eukaryota; Metazoa; Arthropoda; Insecta; Hymenoptera; Megachilidae. The record is from RefSeq and is a predicted model, not a curated record. The transcript is spliced from 4 exons. Bases 17 to 1180 code for a protein of 387 amino acids.